Diaporthe amygdali is the source of this 3162-nucleotide messenger RNA. RefSeq lists its product as uncharacterized. Bases 1 to 3162 code for a protein of 1053 amino acids. Lineage: Eukaryota; Fungi; Ascomycota; Sordariomycetes; Diaporthales; Diaporthaceae. The record is from RefSeq and is a predicted model, not a curated record. Gene Ontology annotation, molecular function: protein binding. The transcript has 3 exons.
AUGAGAUUACUAUCCACAAAGACUCUUGAGGUUGUAUCAAUAAACGAAGAUGAGAUACCACCGUAUGCGAUCUUAUCCCACACCUGGGGUAAGGACGAGGUCACGUUGCAGGAUAUGCAAGGCUUCGGUGUCAAGAUGCUGUCCACCGCUAGUCGAAUGAACCUUCUCAAGGCAAAGCAAGGCCUCCAGAAAGUCCUAAACGCAGCCAAGCUCUCUGCUUCAGAGGGAUAUGAUUGGAUCUGGAUCGACACCUGCUGCAUUGACAAAACCAGCAGUGCAGAACUUUCGGAAGCCAUCAAUUCCAUGUACAGAUGGUAUCAGGAUUCAGAAAUAUGCUAUGUCUACCUAGCAGACACAACAGUGGGCGAUGAAGAGCUUCAGAACUCGAGCGACGAUUUUCUAUCAUUCUACUCAAAGGAUUGGUCGUUCAUAGGCAAAAGUAACGAAGACCAUAUAAUGCGCCCUUUGGCAGAAGCAACUGGUAUCGACAUCGGCGUACUAUCCGGCGACAUCGUCACGCAGGAGGUCAGCGUUGCCAAUCGAAUGAGAUGGGCCUCCAAGAGAAAAACAACGCGCCAGGAAGAUAUGGCGUACUGUUUGAUGGGACUUUUCAGUGUAAACAUGCCGUUAUUGUACGGAGAAGGGCGGGCUCGCUCUUUUAUCAGACUUCAAAUCGAGAUUCUUCAAGCAACUGAUGACCAGACGAUAUUCGCCUGGUCAGCGCCGCCCGGAGAAAAAUACCACAGAGAAGCUUCGGGACUAUUAGCCGAAUCUCCGGAGUAUUUCCAGGAUUCACCGAGUAUGUAUCCCAUGCCAAACUGGUAUCAACCCGAAAGCAGCACCCCAUGGAGCAUGACCAAUCGGGGGCUCAUGGUCCAGCUGUAUCUUCGAGCUUCAAGAUCCGGGACCAACGCGAAGGGAGAGUCUGCAGAUGAUUUCGUGGCUGUCCUCGACUGCUGUGCUGACAUCAAAAGACGGGACCAGUCCGGCCGAGAGUGGAUUCAUGAAUACAGUCCAGCAAUAUCACUACGGCGGCUGUGGGGAGACCAGUACGCAAGGGUCCACACGGAUUACAGUCAGUAUGUCAGAACGCAUGACCGGCCAGGAGGCCAGGUCAAAACGCUCUUUGUCAAGCAAGACCAGUCUCUUUCUCUCCCUAGCUUCAUUGUUGCAGAGAAAUUUCUCAGAGGUACUGGAAGCUUUAUCGUUUCUGGAGUCUACCCCCGAGAUCUAUGGGACUCGAAAUCUGGCAUUUUCAGGUCCGGCCUUUCCCGACAACAAUGUAUUCAAGGGCUUUUCAGAUUCUCCCAUCCACCUGGAAGUGGUGUUUCUGAUGGACUGUUUGACGUCGCUGUCGCUUUGCAUUCAACUGCUCCGGGUCAGUUCGAGGCAUUUGGCAUUCUCAGACCCGUAGAGGGCAGGACGGUACGCCAGGCUUACGACCACAUAAACAAAACAUGGAUUUCGGCUUCUCGAGGUGGUAAAGCUGAACUUGCGGACGAAUACCGGGAUAAAACGAUUGCUCUACUUCAACUGCGUAGGACCCAAAGACUCGGUGGCGUCUCCUACGUUCUUGAUUUGCUUGAAAGGGUAGAGCUCGAGCCCAUUCCCUCCCGUCCACAUUUGAAGAUCGCAGCUUUGACAUCUCUAAGAGGCCUCAACGUGUCUAAAACUUCCAUUAGCACUGAAGAACAAUUGAAAUUACUUUUCAAGCCUAUUUGCGUUUCAGAAAACUCUCACCCAGGUCGUCUGAUCCUUUUGGACAAACAAAUCAGGGUGCGCGCGCGCAAGAAUCAUGUUCUGGAACCACAAGGUCCCCAGAUUUCAGAGAAUUCGACCUUGAGCGUGUCCGGUACAUCUACAUCGAAGUCAAUUCUCACGACAGAUACCUCGCCCGCGGCUCUUAACCGACGGCAAGGUGAAGGUGAUAGCAUGAGCGCGGUACAGGCAAAGGAUUCAGGUAAUGCCAACAAGCUGAUGCGAUUUGGGAUAUCUGGAGACCGACUUGUUCACUUCUUAGCUCUUCGUGGCGAUCCUUCACUUACCUCUUGGCUGAUUCGUCAGUGCUUCGAUUUUGAUGCCGGCGCGAUUACAGGAAGGCUUAUCGCGUCGAUAUUACGCAAUGGAAUGAAUUUCGCCGAAUUGCUCUCGGAUCUGGACAGAAGGACUGACUUUACUCCCGACGUCUUAUCGAGGUUCAGAGAACGACUUGGAGCCGUGGAAGGGACCCAAGAUACGGCGCUCCAUUUCGCGGCAACGUACAGCACUGAAGAAGAGUUCAAACUUAUCAUGACGUACUUUUUCCGAGCCUUAGAAGGUCCAGAUCCGUGGGAAGAUUUCGAUAUCAAGCACGAGUGGAGUUAUCUCUUCAGGCUACAGAACGGCAACGGAGAAACAGUACUCCACAGAGCGGCGGCAAUGUCCAACCUUGGGGUCGUCAGUUACAUUUGCCAGCAUGCCCCCGAAGCUGCGUGCCAGAUUGACUCAAUGAAUCGGUCGACAUUGUGGCACGCGGCUUGCGGAGGCGACGGCAGAAUCAUCCCCGUAGUAGCCACGGUCCUCAAGUCCUUGGCGUGGGCACCCACAGUCGAUUAUCCGGAUGAAAAUGGCCUCACACCACUGCACGUGGCAUGUCGAGAAGGCUACGUGGGCUGUGUGAAGGCGCUUCUCGAUUUUGGCGCCAGUCCUCUCUGUGCCACACAGUCCGCUGGGUUGACACCCAUUCACUACGCCUCACUGUUUGGCCACUAUGAUUGCUUGAUGGCAAUUGCUGAGCAUAGUCAGGCCUAUGAUGACUUUAAUCAGGUUGUAAAUAUGGUGGAGGAUGUGGAAUUGAUCCGGCCGAUACAUCUGGCUGCUGCCAACGGGUGGUACGAGUGUGUGGAGUUGCUCGUAGAGCAUGGAAGCCCAUUGAGCUCUCUCACAUCGAUCAUGUGCAUUGCACGAUCAGGUUCAAUUUCAGCGGAAGAGUUCGAAGUGCAGGUGCAGAGUAUCCAACUGUCGACACCAGAAGAUGUUGCUGCCAUGAGAGGUUGGGACGAAGUAGCUGGGUAUCUGAGAGCUAAAGACAUGAUUUCGCGUGCCGAUGAUAGGCCGACGUGUGAUUUAGAGCGCUAUGUUUCUAUUUCAAAUCCGGAAAGGAGCGCCAAAGUCAUUCCUUGA